ACGGACUGCCUUCCAAGACGGACUGCCUUACCAAGACGGACUGCCUUACCAAGACGGACUGCCUUACCAAGACGGACUGCCUUACCAAGACGGACUGCCUUUCCAAGACGGACUGCCUUACCAAGACGGACUGCCUUACCAAGACGGACUGCCUUACCAAGACGGACUGCCUUACCAAGACGGACUGCCUUACCAAGACGGACUGCCUUACCAAGACGGACUGCCUUACCAAGACGGACUGCCUUACCAAGACGGACUGCCUUACCAAGACGGACUGCCUUACCAAGACGGACUGCCUUACCAAGACGGACUGCCUUACCAAGACGGACUGCCUUACCAAGACGGACUGCCUUACCAAGACGGACUGCCUUACCAAGACGGACUGCCUUACCAAGACGGACUGCCUUACCAAGACGGACUGCCUUACCAAGACGGACUGCCUUACCAAGACGGACUGCCUUACCAAGACGGACUGCCUUACCAAGACGGACUGCCUUACCAAGACGGACUGCCUUACCAAGACGGACUGCCUUACCAAGACGGACUGCCUUACCAAGACGGACUGCCUUACCAAGACGGACUGCCUUACCAAGACGGACUGCCUUACCAAGACGGACUGCCUUACCAAGACGGACUGCCUUACCAAGACGGACUGCCUUACCAAGACGGACUGCCUUACCAAGACGGACUGCCUUACCAAGACGGACUGCCUUACCAAGACGGACUGCCUUACCAAGACGGACUGCCUUACCAAGACGGACUGCCUUACCAAGACGGACUGCCUUACCAAGACGGACUGCCUUACCAAGACGGACUGCCUUACCAAGACGGACUGCCUUACCAAGACGGACUGCCUUACCAAGACGGACUGCCUUACCAAGACGGACUGCCUUACCAAGACGGACUGCCUUACCAAGACGGACUGCCUUACCAAGACGGACUGCCUUACCAAGACGGACUGCCUUACCAAGACGGACUGCCUUACCAAGACGGACUGCCUUACCAAGACGGACUGCCUUACCAAGACGGACUGCCUUACCAAGACGGACUGCCUUACCAAGACGGACUGCCUUACCAAGACGGACUGCCUUACCAAGACGGACUGCCUUACCAAGACGGACUGCCUUACCAAGACGGACUGCCUUACCAAGACGGACUGCCUUACCAAGACGGACUGCCUUACCAAGACGGACUGCCUUACCAAGACGGACUGCCUUACCAAGACGGACUGCCUUACCAAGACGGACUGCCUUACCAAGACGGACUGCCUUACCAAGACGGACUGCCUUACCAAGACGGACUGCCUUACCAAGACGGACUGCCUUACCAAGACGGACUGCCUUACCAAGACGGACUGCCUUACCAAGACGGACUGCCUUACCAAGACGGACUGCCUUACCAAGACGGACUGCCUUACCAAGACGGACUGCCUUACCAAGACGGACUGCCUUACCAAGACGGACUGCCUUACCAAGACGGACUGCCUUACCAAGACGGACUGCCUUACCAAGACGGACUGCCUUACCAAGACGGACUGCCUUACCAAGACGGACUGCCUUACCAAGACGGACUGCCUUACCAAGACGGACUGCCUUACCAAGACGGACUGCCUUACCAAGACGGACUGCCUUACCAAGACGGACUGCCUUACCAAGACGGACUGCCUUACCAAGACGGACUGCCUUACCAAGACGGACUGCCUUACCAAGACGGACUGCCUUACCAAGACGGACUGCCUUACCAAGACGGACUGCCUUACCAAGACGGACUGCCUUACCAAGACGGACUGCCUUACCAAGACGGACUGCCUUUCCAAGACGGACUGCCUUACCAAGACGGACUGCCUUACCAAGACGGACUGCCUUACCAAGACGGACUGCCUUACCAAGACGGACUGCCUUACCAAGACGGACUGCCUUACCAAGACGGACUGCCUUACCAAGACGGACUGCCUUACCAAGACGGACUGCCUUACCAAGACGGACUGCCUUACCAAGACGGACUGCCUUACCAAGACGGACUGCCUUACCAAGACGGACUGCCUUACCAAGACGGACUGCCUUACCAAGACGGACUGCCUUACCAAGACGGACUGCCUUACCAAGACGGACUGCCUUACCAAGACGGACUGCCUUACCAAGACGGACUGCCUUACCAAGACGGACUGCCUUACCAAGACGGACUGCCUUACCAAGACGGACUGCCUUACCAAGACGGACUGCCUUACCAAGACGGACUGCCUUACCAAGACGGACUGCCUUACCAAGACGGACUGCCUUACCAAGACGGACUGCCUUACCAAGACGGACUGCCUUACCAAGACGGACUGCCUUACCAAGACGGACUGCCUUACCAAGACGGACUGCCUUACCAAGACGGACUGCCUUACCAAGACGGACUGCCUUACCAAGACGGACUGCCUUACCAAGACGGACUGCCUUACCAAGACGGACUGCCUUACCAAGACGGACUGCCUUACCAAGACGGACUGCCUUACCAAGACGGACUGCCUUACCAAGACGGACUGCCUUACCAAGACGGACUGCCUUUCCAAGACGGACUGCCUUACCAAGACGGACUGCCUUACCAAGACGGACUGCCUUACCAAGACGGACUGCCUUACCAAGACGGACUGCCUUACCAAGACGGACUGCCUUACCAAGACGGACUGCCUUACCAAGACGGACUGCCUUACCAAGACGGACUGCCUUACCAAGACGGACUGCCUUACCAAGACGGACUGCCUUACCAAGACGGACUGCCUUACCAAGACGGACUGCCUUACCAAGACGGACUGCCUUACCAAGACGGACUGCCUUACCAAGACGGACUGCCUUACCAAGACGGACUGCCUUACCAAGACGGACUGCCUUACCAAGACGGACUGCCUUACCAAGACGGACUGCCUUACCAAGACGGACUGCCUUACCAAGACGGACUGCCUUACCAAGACGGACUGCCUUACCAAGACGGACUGCCUUACCAAGACGGACUGCCUUACCAAGACGGACUGCCUUACCAAGACGGACUGCCUUACCAAGACGGACUGCCUUACCAAGACGGACUGCCUUACCAAGACGGACUGCCUUACCAAGACGGACUGCCUUACCAAGACGGACUGCCUUACCAAGACGGACUGCCUUACCAAGACGGACUGCCUUACCAAGACGGACUGCCUUACCAAGACGGACUGCCUUACCAAGACGGACUGCCUUACCAAGACGGACUGCCUUACCAAGACGGACUGCCUUACCAAGACGGACUGCCUUACCAAGACGGACUGCCUUACCAAGACGGACUGCCUUACCAAGACGGACUGCCUUACCAAGACGGACUGCCUUACCAAGACGGACUGCCUUACCAAGACGGACUGCCUUACCAAGACGGACUGCCUUACCAAGACGGACUGCCUUACCAAGACGGACUGCCUUACCAAGACGGACUGCCUUACCAAGACGGACUGCCUUACCAAGACGGACUGCCUUACCAAGACGGACUGCCUUACCAAGACGGACUGCCUUACCAAGACGGACUGCCUUACCAAGACGGACUGCCUUACCAAGACGGACUGCCUUACCAAGACGGACUGCCUUACCAAGACGGACUGCCUUACCAAGACGGACUGCCUUACCAAGACGGACUGCCUUACCAAGACGGACUGCCUUACCAAGACGGACUGCCUUACCAAGACGGACUGCCUUACCAAGACGGACUGCCUUACCAAGACGGACUGCCUUACCAAGACGGACUGCCUUACCAAGACGGACUGCCUUACCAAGACGGACUGCCUUACCAAGACGGACUGCCUUACCAAGACGGACUGCCUUACCAAGACGGACUGCCUUACCAAGACGGACUGCCUUACCAAGACGGACUGCCUUACCAAGACGGACUGCCUUACCAAGACGGACUGCCUUACCAAGACGGACUGCCUUACCAAGACGGACUGCCUUACCAAGACGGACUGCCUUACCAAGACGGACUGCCUUACCAAGACGGACUGCCUUACCAAGACGGACUGCCUUACCAAGACGGACUGCCUUACCAAGACGGACUGCCUUACCAAGACGGACUGCCUUACCAAGACGGACUGCCUUACCAAGACGGACUGCCUUACCAAGACGGACUGCCUUACCAAGACGGACUGCCUUACCAAGACGGACUGCCUUACCAAGACGGACUGCCUUACCAAGACGGACUGCCUUACCAAGACGGACUGCCUUACCAAGACGGACUGCCUUACCAAGACGGACUGCCUUACCAAGACGGACUGCCUUACCAAGACGGACUGCCUUACCAAGACGGACUGCCUUACCAAGACGGACUGCCUUACCAAGACGGACUGCCUUACCAAGACGGACUGCCUUACCAAGACGGACUGCCUUACCAAGACGGACUGCCUUACCAAGACGGACUGCCUUACCAAGACGGACUGCCUUACCAAGACGGACUGCCUUACCAAGACGGACUGCCUUACCAAGACGGACUGCCUUACCAAGACGGACUGCCUUACCAAGACGGACUGCCUUACCAAGACGGACUGCCUUACCAAGACGGACUGCCUUACCAAGACGGACUGCCUUACCAAGACGGACUGCCUUACCAAGACGGACUGCCUUACCAAGACGGACUGCCUUACCAAGACGGACUGCCUUACCAAGACGGACUGCCUUACCAAGACGGACUGCCUUACCAAGACGGACUGCCUUACCAAGACGGACUGCCUUACCAAGACGGACUGCCUUACCAAGACGGACUGCCUUACCAAGACGGACUGCCUUACCAAGACGGACUGCCUUACCAAGACGGACUGCCUUACCAAGACGGACUGCCUUACCAAGACGGACUGCCUUACCAAGACGGACUGCCUUACCAAGACGGACUGCCUUACCAAGACGGACUGCCUUACCAAGACGGACUGCCUUACCAAGACGGACUGCCUUACCAAGACGGACUGCCUUACCAAGACGGACUGCCUUACCAAGACGGACUGCCUUACCAAGACGGACUGCCUUACCAAGACGGACUGCCUUACCAAGACGGACUGCCUUACCAAGACGGACUGCCUUACCAAGACGGACUGCCUUACCAAGACGGACUGCCUUACCAAGACGGACUGCCUUACCAAGACGGACUGCCUUACCAAGACGGACUGCCUUACCAAGACGGACUGCCUUACCAAGACGGACUGCCUUACCAAGACGGACUGCCUUACCAAGACGGACUGCCUUACCAAGACGGACUGCCUUACCAAGACGGACUGCCUUACCAAGACGGACUGCCUUACCAAGACGGACUGCCUUACCAAGACGGACUGCCUUACCAAGACGGACUGCCUUACCAAGACGGACUGCCUUACCAAGACGGACUGCCUUACCAAGACGGACUGCCUUACCAAGACGGACUGCCUUACCAAGACGGACUGCCUUACCAAGACGGACUGCCUUACCAAGACGGACUGCCUUACCAAGACGGACUGCCUUACCAAGACGGACUGCCUUACCAAGACGGACUGCCUUACCAAGACGGACUGCCUUACCAAGACGGACUGCCUUACCAAGACGGACUGCCUUACCAAGACGGACUGCCUUACCAAGACGGACUGCCUUACCAAGACGGACUGCCUUACCAAGACGGACUGCCUUACCAAGACGGACUGCCUUACCAAGACGGACUGCCUUACCAAGACGGACUGCCUUACCAAGACGGACUGCCUUACCAAGACGGACUGCCUUACCAAGACGGACUGCCUUACCAAGACGGACUGCCUUACCAAGACGGACUGCCUUACCAAGACGGACUGCCUUACCAAGACGGACUGCCUUACCAAGACGGACUGCCUUACCAAGACGGACUGCCUUACCAAGACGGACUGCCUUACCAAGACGGACUGCCUUACCAAGACGGACUGCCUUACCAAGACGGACUGCCUUACCAAGACGGACUGCCUUACCAAGACGGACUGCCUUACCAAGACGGACUGCCUUACCAAGACGGACUGCCUUACCAAGACGGACUGCCUUACCAAGACGGACUGCCUUACCAAGACGGACUGCCUUACCAAGACGGACUGCCUUACCAAGACGGACUGCCUUACCAAGACGGACUGCCUUACCAAGACGGACUGCCUUACCAAGACGGACUGCCUUACCAAGACGGACUGCCUUACCAAGACGGACUGCCUUACCAAGACGGACUGCCUUACCAAGACGGACUGCCUUACCAAGACGGACUGCCUUACCAAGACGGACUGCCUUACCAAGACGGACUGCCUUACCAAGACGGACUGCCUUACCAAGACGGACUGCCUUACCAAGACGGACUGCCUUACCAAGACGGACUGCCUUACCAAGACGGACUGCCUUACCAAGACGGACUGCCUUACCAAGACGGACUGCCUUACCAAGACGGACUGCCUUACCAAGACGGACUGCCUUACCAAGACGGACUGCCUUACCAAGACGGACUGCCUUACCAAGACGGACUGCCUUACCAAGACGGACUGCCUUACCAAGACGGACUGCCUUACCAAGACGGACUGCCUUACCAAGACGGACUGCCUUACCAAGACGGACUGCCUUACCAAGACGGACUGCCUUACCAAGACGGACUGCCUUACCAAGACGGACUGCCUUACCAAGACGGACUGCCUUACCAAGACGGACUGCCUUACCAAGACGGACUGCCUUACCAAGACGGACUGCCUUACCAAGACGGACUGCCUUACCAAGACGGACUGCCUUACCAAGACGGACUGCCUUACCAAGACGGACUGCCUUACCAAGACGGACUGCCUUACCAAGACGGACUGCCUUACCAAGACGGACUGCCUUACCAAGACGGACUGCCUUACCAAGACGGACUGCCUUACCAAGACGGACUGCCUUACCAAGACGGACUGCCUUACCAAGACGGACUGCCUUACCAAGACGGACUGCCUUACCAAGACGGACUGCCUUACCAAGACGGACUGCCUUACCAAGACGGACUGCCUUACCAAGACGGACUGCCUUACCAAGACGGACUGCCUUACCAAGACGGACUGCCUUACCAAGACGGACUGCCUUACCAAGACGGACUGCCUUACCAAGACGGACUGCCUUACCAAGACGGACUGCCUUACCAAGACGGACUGCCUUACCAAGACGGACUGCCUUACCAAGACGGACUGCCUUACCAAGACGGACUGCCUUACCAAGACGGACUGCCUUACCAAGACGGACUGCCUUACCAAGACGGACUGCCUUACCAAGACGGACUGCCUUACCAAGACGGACUGCCUUACCAAGACGGACUGCCUUACCAAGACGGACUGCCUUACCAAGACGGACUGCCUUACCAAGACGGACUGCCUUACCAAGACGGACUGCCUUACCAAGACGGACUGCCUUACCAAGACGGACUGCCUUUCCAAGACGGACUGCCUUACCAAGACGGACUGCCUUACCAAGACGGACUGCCUUACCAAGACGGACUGCCUUACCAAGACGGACUGCCUUACCAAGACGGACUGCCUUACCAAGACGGACUGCCUUACCAAGACGGACUGCCUUACCAAGACGGACUGCCUUACCAAGACGGACUGCCUUACCAAGACGGACUGCCUUACCAAGACGGACUGCCUUACCAAGACGGACUGCCUUACCAAGACGGACUGCCUUACCAAGACGGACUGCCUUACCAAGACGGACUGCCUUACCAAGACGGACUGCCUUACCAAGACGGACUGCCUUACCAAGACGGACUGCCUUACCAAGACGGACUGCCUUACCAAGACGGACUGCCUUACCAAGACGGACUGCCUUACCAAGACGGACUGCCUUACCAAGACGGACUGCCUUACCAAGACGGACUGCCUUACCAAGACGGACUGCCUUACCAAGACGGACUGCCUUACCAAGACGGACUGCCUUACCAAGACGGACUGCCUUACCAAGACGGACUGCCUUACCAAGACGGACUGCCUUACCAAGACGGACUGCCUUACCAAGACGGACUGCCUUACCAAGACGGACUGCCUUACCAAGACGGACUGCCUUACCAAGACGGACUGCCUUACCAAGACGGACUGCCUUACCAAGACGGACUGCCUUACCAAGACGGACUGCCUUACCAAGACGGACUGCCUUACCAAGACGGACUGCCUUACCAAGACGGACUGCCUUACCAAGACGGACUGCCUUACCAAGACGGACUGCCUUACCAAGACGGACUGCCUUACCAAGACGGACUGCCUUACCAAGACGGACUGCCUUACCAAGACGGACUGCCUUACCAAGACGGACUGCCUUACCAAGACGGACUGCCUUACCAAGACGGACUGCCUUACCAAGACGGACUGCCUUACCAAGACGGACUGCCUUACCAAGACGGACUGCCUUACCAAGACGGACUGCCUUACCAAGACGGACUGCCUUACCAAGACGGACUGCCUUACCAAGACGGACUGCCUUACCAAGACGGACUGCCUUUCCAAGACGGACUGCCUUUCCAAGACGGACUGCCUUACCAAGACGGACUGCCUUACCAAGACGGACUGCCUUACCAAGACGGACUGCCUUACCAAGACGGACUGCCUUACCAAGACGGACUGCCUUACCAAGACGGACUGCCUUACCAAGACGGACUGCCUUACCAAGACGGACUGCCUUACCAAGACGGACUGCCUUACCAAGACGGACUGCCUUACCAAGACGGACUGCCUUACCAAGACGGACUGCCUUACCAAGACGGACUGCCUUACCAAGACGGACUGCCUUACCAAGACGGACUGCCUUACCAAGACGGACUGCCUUACCAAGACGGACUGCCUUACCAAGACGGACUGCCUUACCAAGACGGACUGCCUUACCAAGACGGACUGCCUUACCAAGACGGACUGCCUUACCAAGACGGACUGCCUUACCAAGACGGACUGCCUUACCAAGACGGACUGCCUUACCAAGACGGACUGCCUUACCAAGACGGACUGCCUUACCAAGACGGACUGCCUUACCAAGACGGACUGCCUUACCAAGACGGACUGCCUUACCAAGACGGACUGCCUUACCAAGACGGACUGCCUUACCAAGACGGACUGCCUUACCAAGACGGACUGCCUUACCAAGACGGACUGCCUUACCAAGACGGACUGCCUUACCAAGACGGACUGCCUUACCAAGACGGACUGCCUUACCAAGACGGACUGCCUUACCAAGACGGACUGCCUUACCAAGACGGACUGCCUUACCAAGACGGACUGCCUUACCAAGACGGACUGCCUUACCAAGACGGACUGCCUUACCAAGACGGACUGCCUUACCAAGACGGACUGCCUUACCAAGACGGACUGCCUUACCAAGACGGACUGCCUUACCAAGACGGACUGCCUUACCAAGACGGACUGCCUUACCAAGACGGACUGCCUUACCAAGACGGACUGCCUUACCAAGACGGACUGCCUUACCAAGACGGACUGCCUUACCAAGACGGACUGCCUUACCAAGACGGACUGCCUUACCAAGACGGACUGCCUUACCAAGACGGACUGCCUUACCAAGACGGACUGCCUUACCAAGACGGACUGCCUUACCAAGACGGACUGCCUUACCAAGACGGACUGCCUUACCAAGACGGACUGCCUUACCAAGACGGACUGCCUUACCAAGACGGACUGCCUUACCAAGACGGACUGCCUUACCAAGACGGACUGCCUUACCAAGACGGACUGCCUUACCAAGACGGACUGCCUUACCAAGACGGACUGCCUUACCAAGACGGACUGCCUUACCAAGACGGACUGCCUUACCAAGACGGACUGCCUUACCAAGACGGACUGCCUUACCAAGACGGACUGCCUUACCAAGACGGACUGCCUUACCAAGACGGACUGCCUUACCAAGACGGACUGCCUUACCAAGACGGACUGCCUUACCAAGACGGACUGCCUUACCAAGACGGACUGCCUUACCAAGACGGACUGCCUUACCAAGACGGACUGCCUUACCAAGACGGACUGCCUUACCAAGACGGACUGCCUUACCAAGACGGACUGCCUUACCAAGACGGACUGCCUUACCAAGACGGACUGCCUUACCAAGACGGACUGCCUUACCAAGACGGACUGCCUUACCAAGACGGACUGCCUUACCAAGACGGACUGCCUUACCAAGACGGACUGCCUUACCAAGACGGACUGCCUUACCAAGACGGACUGCCUUACCAAGACGGACUGCCUUACCAAGACGGACUGCCUUACCAAGACGGACUGCCUUACCAAGACGGACUGCCUUACCAAGACGGACUGCCUUACCAAGACGGACUGCCUUACCAAGACGGACUGCCUUACCAAGACGGACUGCCUUACCAAGACGGACUGCCUUACCAAGACGGACUGCCUUACCAAGACGGACUGCCUUACCAAGACGGACUGCCUUACCAAGACGGACUGCCUUACCAAGACGGACUGCCUUACCAAGACGGACUGCCUUACCAAGACGGACUGCCUUACCAAGACGGACUGCCUUACCAAGACGGACUGCCUUACCAAGACGGACUGCCUUACCAAGACGGACUGCCUUACCAAGACGGACUGCCUUACCAAGACGGACUGCCUUACCAAGACGGACUGCCUUACCAAGACGGACUGCCUUACCAAGACGGACUGCCUUACCAAGACGGACUGCCUUACCAAGACGGACUGCCUUACCAAGACGGACUGCCUUACCAAGACGGACUGCCUUACCAAGACGGACUGCCUUACCAAGACGGACUGCCUUACCAAGACGGACUGCCUUACCAAGACGGACUGCCUUACCAAGACGGACUGCCUUACCAAGACGGACUGCCUUACCAAGACGGACUGCCUUACCAAGACGGACUGCCUUACCAAGACGGACUGCCUUACCAAGACGGACUGCCUUACCAAGACGGACUGCCUUACCAAGACGGACUGCCUUACCAAGACGGACUGCCUACCAAGACGGACUGCCUUACCAAGACGGACUGCCUUACCAAGACGGACUGCCUUACCAAGACGGACUGCCUUACCAAGACGGACUGCCUUACCAAGACGGACUGCCUUACCAAGACGGACUGCCUUACCAAGACGGACUGCCUUACCAAGACGGACUGCCUUACCAAGACGGACUGCCUUACCAAGACGGACUGCCUUACCAAGACGGACUGCCUUACCAAGACGGACUGCCUUACCAAGACGGACUGCCUUACCAAGACGGACUGCCUUACCAAGACGGACUGCCUUACCAAGACGGACUGCCUUACCAAGACGGACUGCCUUACCAAGACGGACUGCCUUACCAAGACGGACUGCCUUACCAAGACGGACUGCCUCCAAGACGGACUGCCUUACCAAGACGGACUGCCUUACCAAGACGGACUGCCUUACCAAGACGGACUGCCUUACCAAGACGGACUGCCUUACCAAGACGGACUGCCUUACCAAGACGGACUGCCUUACCAAGACGGACUGCCUACCAAGACGGACUGCCUUACCAAGACGGACUGCCUUACCAAGACGGACUGCCUUACCAAGACGGACUGCCUUACCAAGACGGACUGCCUUACCAAGACGGACUGCCUUACCAAGACGGACUGCCUUACCAAGACGGACUGCCUUACCAAGACGGACUGCCUUACCAAGACGGACUGCCUUCCAAGACGGACUGCUUACCAAGACGGACUGCCUUUCCAAGACGGACUGCCUUACCAAGACGGACUGCCUUACCAAGACGGACUGCCUUACCAAGACGGACUGCCUUUCCAAGACGGACUGCCUUUCCAAGACGGACUGCCUUUCCAAGACGGACUGCCUUACCAAGACGGACUGCCUUACCAAGACGGACUGCCUUACCAAGACGGACUGCCUUACCAAGACGGACUGCCUUACCAAGACGGACUGCCUUACCAAGACGGACUGCCUUACCAAGACGGACUGCCUUACCAAGACGGACUGCCUCCAAGACGGACUGCCUUACCAAGACGGACUGCCUUACCAAGACGGACUGCCUUACCAAGACGGACUGCCUUACCAAGACGGACUGCCUUACCAAGACGGACUGCCUUACCAAGACGGACUGCCUUACCAAGACGGACUGCCUUACCAAGACGGACUGCCUUACCAAGACGGACUGCCUUACCAAGACGGACUGCCUUACCAAGACGGACUGCCUUACCAAGACGGACUGCCUUACCAAGACGGACUGCCUUUCCAAGACGGACUGCCUUACCAAGACGGACUGCCUUACCAAGACGGACUGCCUUACCAAGACGGACUGCCUUACCAAGACGGACUGCCUUACCAAGACGGACUGCCUUACCAAGACGGACUGCCUUACCAAGACGGACUGCCUUACCAAGACGGACUGCCUUACCAAGACGGACUGCCUUACCAAGACGGACUGCCUUACCAAGACGGACUGCCUUACCAAGACGGACUGCCUUACCAAGACGGACUGCCUUACCAAGACGGACUGCCUUACCAAGACGGACUGCCUUACCAAGACGGACUGCCUUACCAAGACGGACUGCCUUACCAAGACGGACUGCCUUACCAAGACGGACUGCCUUACCAAGACGGACUGCCUUACCAAGACGGACUGCCUUACCAAGACGGACUGCCUUACCAAGACGGACUGCCUUACCAAGACGGACUGCCUUACCAAGACGGACUGCCUUUCCAAGACGGACUGCCUUACCAAGACGGACUGCCUUACCAAGACGGACUGCCUUACCAAGACGGACUGCCUUACCAAGACGGACUGCCUUACCAAGACGGACUGCCUUACCAAGACGGACUGCCUUACCAAGACGGACUGCCUUACCAAGACGGACUGCCUUACCAAGACGGACUGCCUUACCAAGACGGACUGCCUUACCAAGACGGACUGCCUUACCAAGACGGACUGCCUUACCAAGACGGACUGCCUUACCAAGACGGACUGCCUUACCAAGACGGACUGCCUUACCAAGACGGACUGCCUUACCAAGACGGACUGCCUUACCAAGACGGACUGCCUUACCAAGACGGACUGCCUUACCAAGACGGACUGCCUUACCAAGACGGACUGCCUUACCAAGACGGACUGCCUUACCAAGACGGACUGCCUUACCAAGACGGACUGCCUUACCAAGACGGACUGCCUUACCAAGACGGACUGCCUUACCAAGACGGACUGCCUUACCAAGACGGACUGCCUUACCAAGACGGACUGCCUUACCAAGACGGACUGCCUUACCAAGACGGACUGCCUUACCAAGACGGACUGCCUUACCAAGACGGACUGCCUUACCAAGACGGACUGCCUUACCAAGACGGACUGCCUUACCAAGACGGACUGCCUUACCAAGACGGACUUCCCUACCAAGACGGACUGCCUUACCAAGACGGACUGCCUUACCAAGACGGACUGCCUUACCAAGACGGACUGCCUUACCAAGACGGACUGCCUUACCAAGACGGACUGCCUUACCAAGACGGACUGCCUUACCAAGACGGACUGCCUUACCAAGACGGACUGCCUUACCAAGACGGACUGCCUUACCAAGACGGACUGCCUUCCCAAGACGGACUGCCUUAG
Molecule: messenger RNA, 13577 nt
Organism: Closterium sp. Naga37s-1
Lineage: Eukaryota; Viridiplantae; Streptophyta; Zygnematophyceae; Desmidiales; Closteriaceae
Source: the annotation of a GenBank genome assembly